AUGGCAAUCCAGUUCCGUUCCCUCUUCCCGUUGGCACUGCCUGGGAUGCUGGCACUCCUUGGCUGGUGGUGGUUUUUCUCUCGUAAAAAAGAACCCAUCAGCAAGCAGGACAAGCAGGUGGAGGCCAUUGCUGUGGAACUGAGGAGAGAUCCUGCCACUGAGGAACCACCGGUGCUGGAAGACACCUGUCCCAGAGUUGUGUCAACACCCCUCAGUGUCACACAGCUGCCAGAAAAGGAACUGUCUGCCACAAGUAAGCCUUCUGUAGAGCCCCCAGCUUUGCUACGGGCACACCCAACCCUUCGGAAGUCAGAGUCCUCAGGGAGCCUUAACACUACAGACACAAGAUUUCGACCCGGAACCCGCAAAGAUGACAGUGCAAAGCUGGAAUUGCCCCUAACUUGUGAUGAAGCAAAGUCCAUUCCCCUUGAGCAUCCGCUUUUAUCACCGAAGGGGGAACCAUUCCCCCAUGACGCGAUUGAGGGGUGCAAGCAAGAGCCCAUGUUCAGUAGGACGCCAGGGAAGGCCUGGCCCGGCCAGCCAGCAGCCCUUGCAGAGAAGUGGGGCCCUGGGGAGAAAGCAAAGGAGUUAGGGCACACAGAAGGAACCGGGGAUGCGGUGCUGGGAGAAAGUGUGCUGGAGGAAGCGGUGUUGUCUCAGGAGCACGGUUCUGAGCUGGAAAAUGGCAAAGCGGCCAGCCUGGCCCCUCGGCAGCUAGGCGAGGAGAAAGGGAAGCCCAGCCCGCCACAGGGGCCUGGGCUGGUGCAGGAGGAGGACUCUGUGGUGGAGGAAUUGGUGCACACUGAGCUGGUGAAGGAUGAGGAAGUGCCAGUCCCUGGAGUCAGAGAUGACCAGCCCCGAGAUGAAGACCAGGCAGGAGAAGCGAUCAAAGAGGAGAUGGCAGAUACAAAUGAGAAGUUGGAACAAGCUGCCUUCCAGAUCAUCUCCAAGGUGAUCUUGGAAGCAGCCGAAGCAAUGCAGGCCACCAGAGGGGGUGAGAUUACAGGUGGAGUGCAUCCAGCCUCAGACAAUGAGCUCCAAGGGCCUGAAGAGGAGAGAGGUGCUCCUGUCAGCCAGGAAGCUGUCCUGGAGCAAGGUGCUGCAGCGCCCACUCUGGCCAUAGCAGAGGUGCCUGCGGCCAUGUUACCUACAGCCCUGUCCUUGUCAGACCCACUGGCAGAGGACCCAUGCCGUCCAAAAACCUACGUGAGCUGCUUGAACAGAUCUCUCUCUAGCCCCACCAAGGACAGCAAGCCACCCCGGAACUCUGCAUACCACAUCUCGAUGACCUCCUGCCCCUCACAGGCUGCCCCACCUGGGGAGCCUCCAGACAACACAAACGUCCUAGUGGAAGAUGCAGGCUGCGUCACCUGCACGUCGGGUGGCAACCAGGAUGCUCCCUCUGUGGGCUCCUCAGGCCGGUGCUCGGAUUCCACCAGCACAUCUGGCAUCGAAGACUGUUGCACAGACACUAACUCCAGCCCCAGGGACAAGAGCAUCACCCCACCACUGCCAGAAAGUACUGUGCCCUUCAGCAAUGGGGUGCUGAAGGAGGAAUUGUCAGAUUUGGGGGCUGAGGAUGGAUGGAGCGUGGACGCAGAAACAGACCAUUCGGGAGGUUCUGACGGAAACAGCAUGGACUCCGUGGAUAGUGGCUGCAACCUUAGCAAGACCGAAGGCUUCCAGAGUGCCCAGGCAGGGUCUGACCCUAAGAAGGUCGACCUCAUCAUCUGGGAGAUUGAAGUGCCAAAGCAUUUAGUGGGCCGGCUAAUAGGCAAACAGGGGCGAUAUGUGAGUUUUCUGAAGCAGACAUCUGGUGCCAAGAUCUACAUUUCAACUCUGCCCUACACUCAGAACAUCCAGAUCUGCCACAUAGAAGGCUCUCAGCAUCAUGUGGACAAAGCGCUGAACUUGAUUGGGAAGAAGUUCAAAGAACUGAACCUCACUAAUAUCUACGCUCCUCCACUGCCUUCACUGGCGCUGCCUUCUCUACCGAUGACCUCCUGGCUCAUGCUUCCCAACGGCAUCACUGUGGAGGUGAUCGUGGUUAACCAGGUUAACGCAGGGCACCUGUUUGUGCAGCAGCACACGCAUCCUACCUUCCAUGCCCUGCGCAGUCUGGACCAGCAGAUGUACCUCUGCUACUCUCAGCCCGGGAUCCCCACCUUACCCACCCCUGUAGAAAUCGCCGUCAUCUGUGCUGCCCCUGGUGCUGAUGGUGCCUGGUGGCGGGCCCAAGUGGUUGCCUCAUACGAGGAGACCAACGAAGUGGAGAUUCGCUACGUGGACUAUGGUGGAUAUAAGAGGGUGAAAGUGGACGUGCUCCGGCAAAUCAGGUCAGAUUUUGUGACGCUGCCAUUCCAGGGAGCAGAAGUCCUCCUGGACAACGUGAUGCCCUUGUCAGAUGAGGAGCACUUUUCACCAGAAGCAGAUGCAGCUAUGAGUGAGAUGACAGGAAACACAGCAUUGCUUGCGCAGGUGACAAGUUACAGCCAGAGCGGUCUCCCUCUGAUUCAGCUGUGGAGUGUGGUUGGAGAAGAAAUGGUGUUGAUAAACCAGUGGCUGGUAGAGCGAGGACUCGCCCAGUGGGUGGACAGCUGCUACACAAGCCUUUGA
This is a messenger RNA of Elephantulus edwardii (Cape elephant shrew), 2616 nucleotides long. RefSeq names its product A kinase (PRKA) anchor protein 1 (gene AKAP1). The transcript is spliced from 10 exons. The record is from RefSeq and is a predicted model, not a curated record. NCBI's taxonomy places the organism in Eukaryota, Metazoa, Chordata, Mammalia, Macroscelidea, Macroscelididae. Gene Ontology annotation, molecular function: RNA binding. Bases 1 to 2616 code for a protein of 871 amino acids.